Prunus armeniaca (apricot) is the source of this 213-nucleotide messenger RNA. NCBI's taxonomy places the organism in Eukaryota, Viridiplantae, Streptophyta, Magnoliopsida, Rosales, Rosaceae. The record is from the annotation of a GenBank genome assembly.
AUGCUCGCCUUGAGUAACAAAGAUGUUCAAAUUGUUGACACUACUUGCCCCUGGGCUUCCAAGGUCUGGAACACUGUGGAGAAGCACAAGAAAGGAAACUGUAGCCAUUGCUUCAUUUGCUGGGAAGCACGUUGGUGCAAAAUGUGGACGAGGUAUACAAGUGUUUUAUACUUGUGUUCGAAUCCUCCUCCUCGUCUGAUAUCGAUCGUAUAA